UUUCUUCCUCAGUUUAUCAAACUGAUAUUAACAUUCCCUUCGAUUUCCUUAAAGCAGGAACUAUGAUUCUUUUAUUUUUUCAAAAGUUCCCUGCUUUCUGUUUCGUAUUUUGCUCUCCGUUUUUGUAUUUUGGGUCUACAUAUGUAUAAUGGUUUCUCCUCCUGAAAAAAAUCGGAUACAUAAGCUGAGUCGGUUCCUUUCUUUUCCGUUGUUAGCUUAGGUUUCGAAAGUUUCCACCUUGAAACUUCUGUUAGCUAUAAACACGUAUGUUGUUCUCAAUGCGCGCUUAGAUUGUUAUAAUGUGUUUAUGUAAUCUGUUACUGAUUUGUGGGAUUUGGGGGUGGAGAUGAUGGAAUAUUAAAGUAAAAGGUCUGAGCAGGAUGCAAAUAUGAGUAAUGUGUGUAGCAAUUGAUGUUUAAUUUAGUUUCGAGGAGACAAACUUAAGAAGAAUCUAAAUAGGAGAGGGCCCUUGUCCAUGCCUUGAGCCAUGGCAUCUGUGGCUCCGCAAACUCUCCAACAAUGAAACCUGAUUCGCCACUGCACUAUGUGCUGUGUCUGCAAAUCUGAUGGGGUCGAUUAUAAAGGCGUGGGGUUGCUUUCUAAUAUUGAUUGCCAAUCUAGAAUUCUCCCUACAUACAUUUGUCUCCUCUUGCUUCUUUUUCAUCAUUUAGCUCUGCCCUCGUAUCUCCUGCACUGAUCAAAGACCUCCUUGACUGAUCCACAUUAUACUGCGUCUUGAGUUGUGGUUGCAGCAGAGUGUGAAGGAGAUGGCUGGACACAAGAUGGCACACGCAACAUUGAAAGGGCCAAGUGUUGUGAAGGAGUUGGUUAUCGGGAUCACGCUCGGUCUAGCGGCUGGUGGGCUAUGGAAGAUGCAUCACUGGAACGAGCAGAGGAAAACAAGAGCCUUUUAUGAUUUGCUUGAGAAAGGUGAGAUUGGUGUUGUUGCAGAGGCGUAAUCAUAGAGAGAUCUUCUUCCCAGUACCAAGUAUUUUUUGACGAUGACGAUUACCUCAAAUUUUGGCGUUUGUUGAUUAAAGACCCAUUUGUCGUUUUAUUUCGUUUGGCUUCAACGUUAGAGGCAGUAUUAUGAUUUCUAGCCAUUUGUUUUUUGUCACUGUGAGACAAUGUCUUUAGCUCUGAUUACAAAUAGACAUGUUUGUCUAAAU
Molecule: messenger RNA, 1169 nt
Organism: Eutrema salsugineum
Lineage: Eukaryota; Viridiplantae; Streptophyta; Magnoliopsida; Brassicales; Brassicaceae
Product: cytochrome c oxidase subunit 5C-2
Exons: 2
Coding region: 768-959 (63 amino acids)
Source: RefSeq, a predicted model, not a curated record